Messenger RNA from Diaporthe citri, 1836 nucleotides. RefSeq lists its product as uncharacterized. Lineage: Eukaryota; Fungi; Ascomycota; Sordariomycetes; Diaporthales; Diaporthaceae. Gene Ontology annotation, molecular function: serine-type exopeptidase activity; dipeptidyl-peptidase activity. Gene Ontology annotation, biological process: proteolysis. The record is from RefSeq and is a predicted model, not a curated record. Bases 1 to 1836 code for a protein of 611 amino acids. The transcript has 6 exons.
AUGGCACCUCGCAUCGCACCCGCAGGGUUCCAUCUGCACCUCCUUCUGGAAGGUUUUGUGCCGACGCUCGGGGCGACUUUCCUGUUCCUGGGUCUAUCAUUCAUGUUCCUCGCCCUGCUGAUACGUUGCGACGCGUCCUGGGUCUUCGACGACGCCAAGAUGAAGGUGUCAGCUCUCCUCACCACCGGCGGCGCCCUGCUCGCCACCGGCGUCUCAGCCAUCAAGCCCGUCAACUUUAUGCACCUGGUGCCUCCUCCUCUGGAUAUCGCCGAUACCGAGUUCGCCUCCAGCCUCGUCCAGAGGCGCGACACCAACUCCUCGGCCACCGUGGGAAACGGCACCUUCCAGCAGAUCCUCGACCACUCGGACCCCUCCAAGGGCACCUUCAGCCAGUCCUUCUGGUGGAGCACCCAGUACUGGCAGGGACCCGGCUCACCAGUCGUCUUCUUCACUCCGGGCGAGGUCGCAGCCGCAGGAUACACCGGAUACCUGACGAAUAGGACCCUCACCGGUACCCUGGCACAGGAGCUCGGCGCGGCCGCGGUCAUCCUCGAGCACCGGUACUGGGGCGAGUCGAGCCCGUUCGACGAGCUGACCACCGAGAACCUGCAAUAUCUGACCUUGGAGAACUCCAUCUACGAUACGACGUAUUUCGCCAAGAAUGUCAAGUUUCCCUUCGUCACCAACGCCAGCAGCAAUGCCGACAGCGUGCCUUGGGUGUUCUCCGGCGGCAGCUACAGCGGUGCCCUCGCGGCGUGGGUCGAGAGCGUUGACCCGGGCACGUUCUGGGCCUACCACGCCUCCAGCGCUGUGGUUGAGGUCAUUUACGAUUUUUGGCAAUACUUCGCGCCCGUGCAGGAGGGCAUGCCCGCCAACUGCAGCGCGGACGUGUCCAAGGUCAUCGAGCACGUCGACAGCAUCCUGCUGGGCGACGACGACGAGGCGAAGCAGGCCCUCAAGGAGAAGUUCGGCCUCGGCGCUGUCGAGCACGACGAUGACUUUGCUAGCGCUCUGGAAAAUGGGCCUUGGCAGUGGCAGAUUCACGACUUUAACUCUAACUACUCUUCCUUCUUCCAAUUCUGCGACACUAUUGAGAACGUCGGCCCUCUGUAUCCCAACUCCACUGUUGUCCCCGGAGCCGAGGGCGUCGGCUUAGAGAAGGCUCUAGAGGGAUACGCCAACUGGGUCAAGAAGGAACUGAUCCCUGGAUACUGCGCUGGAUAUGGCUACGAUGAGUGGUCGGACGACGACAGCCUCGGGUGCUUCGACUCGUACAACGAGACCAGCCCAAUCUACACCGAUGUGACCGUCAGCAACCCUACUAGUAUUGACCGCCAAUGGACAUGGAUGCUCUGCAACGACCCCUUCGCCUACUGGCAAGACGGCGCUUCCGAGGGCACGCCGACUAUCGUCUCCCGGCUCGUGACGGCAGAGUACUGGCAGCAGCAAUGCGCGCUCUACUUCCCUCCUCCAGGGACCUACGGCAGCGCGGAGGGCAAGACGGUAGAGGACACCAACGCCUACACGGGCGGGUGGGACCGCGCAGGGAACACGACGCGCCUGAUCUUUGUCAACGGCCAGUGGGACCCCUGGAAGGACGCCACAGUUUCGAGCGAGUUCCGGCCCGAUGGACCGUAUGAGGGCACCAAGGACGCACCAGUGCUGGUCAUCCCUGGAGGUAUCCACUGCAGCGACUUGUCGAUGACGAAUGGCAGGGUCAACGCUGGUGUCAAGGCUGUGCAAGAUGCUGUCAUUGACCAGAUUGUAGAGUGGGUUGGGGAGUUUGAUCCUGAGGAGGGCAAGGCUGAGCAGGUGGCUUUGAGGAAGCGGUCAUGA